AUGCUCAUCAUGGGUCUCCAUGACGAAUACAAGAAAGCCGUUGAUUUUGUUCAUCAGGUUGACUUUAGCAAUUCAAAAGAUGUCUCAAAGGGAUUCGAAACAAAUAUCCGCUAUUUAGGAGGUUUGCUUGCAGCCAAUGAAUUGAGUCCAGAUCCUAUUUUGCUCGAAAAGGCUGUCGAAGUAGCAGAUAAUACUUUGGUUCCUCUAUUUGUAGACUCUGUCUCUUCGGGUGAACCGGUGAAAGUGCCUUUAACUUACAUGAAUUUGAAAACUAAAAAGCCUGUUAAAGAACAGACGAUCAAUCUUGCUGAACUCGGUACAUACACAUUGGAAUUUAGAAAGCUAUCCGAAGUUACAGGUGACCCUACCUAUCAGAAAUUGGCUGACGACUUGACCAAUGCCGUCUUGAAUCAACCUACUCGUAUACCUGGUCUCUACCCUACUUCUUGGACUGUCCAACCUUUUGCGCCUGUCAACUCUAGUAUCAUUACUGUGGCUGGUGGUGCUGACAGUUUCUACGAAUAUUUGAUCAAAGAUUAUCUACUCCAAACAGACCGAAAUGAGAAAGUGCUGGAGGCUUGGGAGACGUCUGUUGACAGUAUGAGAGAAUACAUGCUUUCACCGACCACGGAAGACCCGGACACUCAGUUUGUCGCCAUGAUCAGUAAUAAUACCGUCUUUUACAAUUCUCAAGAACUUAUCUGCUUUUGGCCAGGUAACAUUCUUUUAGGUCUCACGCAAAUUGAAGAAGACAACAAAAGGAAAAAAUUCAAAAACUUUGCAGAUACUUUUCUCAAAUCCUGUAUUGAAACAUGGAGCGGUACUGCUACCGGUAUUGCACCUGAAAGUUGGAGUUGGAACCCAAAGGAUAAUUGUCUGGAAACAAAGCUCAAUAAUCUUUUUCAGAAAAAGCUACAAAAUCAGCAAAAGACGAUGAAGCGUGACACUGCUGACCAUCCUUCUUUUGACAUUGACAAUGCUAUUUACGAUUUAAGGCCAGAAACAAUUGAAAGCGUGUUUUAUUAUUAUCGAAUGACCGACGAUGAACGUUACAAGAAUAUCGCAUGGAAAAUGUUCAAGGCCAUUGAUAAAUAUGCAAAGACUGAAUCAGGCUACACCAUUGUUGAUAACGUUGAUGUCGUUCCGGUCAAACAACAAGACUUUCAAGAAAGCUUUUGGUUCGCAGAAACGCUGAAAUACCUCUAUCUCAUCUUUGUAGACAAGGACUGUCUAUCGUUGAAUGAUUGGGUUUUUAAUACAGAAGCACAUCCCUUCAGAUUACCAACGAAGAUUCACUUCCAAACUUCUUAA
Messenger RNA from Mycotypha africana, 1311 nucleotides. RefSeq names its product glycoside hydrolase. Gene Ontology annotation, cellular component: endoplasmic reticulum; Golgi membrane. The coding region runs from base 1 to 1311 and encodes 436 amino acids. Lineage: Eukaryota; Fungi; Mucoromycota; Mucoromycetes; Mucorales; Mycotyphaceae. Gene Ontology annotation, biological process: N-glycan processing; carbohydrate metabolic process. The transcript is spliced from 7 exons. The record is from RefSeq and is a predicted model, not a curated record. Gene Ontology annotation, molecular function: mannosyl-oligosaccharide 1,2-alpha-mannosidase activity; calcium ion binding.